AUUCAUUACUUUUUCAUCUUUGAUUUUUCAGAGACACUGUUGAUUCGCCGCGUUGACUGAUCCGUAUUACUAUCAAUAUUGUAUUAAUCAAGUUAUUAGGGUUUGUAAAUAUUCAUUUCUGUGAAGGAUUCAUUCUCUGUUUGAUCGUAUAGGUUCUUCCACGGCGUUUCCAUAUCGAAGGGUUGGGUCUAGGGUUAGGGCGAUGCGGAUGGAAGCGUCCGGUACAAAUUCGGACGCACACAGAGGUAUUUCUUCAUCGACUAGUAGCAAUAUUGGUAUUAAUUCUAGAAGACAUGGAGGAGGAGUGCAAUUAUCUGCUUCGAAUUUAUUUCGUGCGCCAUUAUCAACAUUAUUGGAAUAUUCUGGAAUUUUAAGGACAAGGUCAAAUCAUUCAGAAUCCGAUAGUUUGAUAAACAGUGGGGUCCGCGAUCAUUUUCAGUCCCGUGUGGAUGAUGAUAACGCUGGGGCAUCAUCACCAGCUUCUGCUGCUGGUGGUUCUGGUGAAGUUUCAAUUAGGAUUAUUGGUGCGGGCGAGCAAGAUCAUGAUAGAGUUGGGACUGUUGGUGUUGGACCAGUGAGGGAAGUGGAUGGGCAAAAUGAAGGUUUCGGGAGGCCAAUUUCAAGGUCGGGGUCUGCAGCUUCAGUCGGAGCAUUGGAGAGUCAACCGGGUGAUAGAGGGGCGGGAGAUGGUGUCAAUGGAAGCGCAGAUACGGGGGCUGCUGACGGUGCUGGUGUUAAUAAUAGGGAGUCUUCUUACCAAAGAUAUGAUAUACAGCAGGCUGCUAGGUGGAUUGAGCAAAUUAUUCCGUUCUCUUUGCUUUUGUUGAUUGUUUUCAUCCGGCAGCAUUUGCAAGGUUUCUUUGUUACAAUUUUGAUCGCUGCCGUCAUGUUCAAGUCAAAUGAUAUUGUAAAGAAGCAGACUGCACUUAAGGGCGAGAGGAAAAUCUCUGUUUUGAUCGGUGUAUGUCUUCUGUUCAGCGGUUAUGUAGUUGGCUUUUAUUGGUGGUACCGAAAUGAUGAUCUUUUGUAUCCAUUGUUGAUGCUACCACCAAAGGCCAUACCUCCUUUUUGGCAUGCGAUCUUCAUAAUCAUGGUGAAUGAUACUUUGGUUCGCCAGGCAGCAAUGGUCUUCAAAUGUUUUCUGCUGAUGUAUUACAAGAAUAGCAGGGGCCGGAACUACCGCAAGCAGGGUCAAUUGCUAACUUUGGUUGAGUAUCUUGUACUGCUAUAUCGUGCUCUGCUUCCAGCGCCAGUUUGGUAUCGUUUCUUUUUGAACAAGGAAUACGGAAGCCUCUUUUCAUCAUUAAUGACCGGGCUGUAUCUAACUUUUAAGCUGACUUCUGUUGUCGAGAAGGUCCAAUCUUUCUUCACAGCUCUGAAGGCGCUGUCACGUAAGGAGAUUCACUAUGGAGUAUAUGCGACCCCUGAACAGGUCAAUGCAGCGGGGGAUCUCUGCGCUAUUUGCCAGGAGAAAAUGCAUACACCAAUCUUACUACGUUGUAAACACUUAUUUUGCGAAGACUGUGUUUCUGAAUGGUCAGUUUUCUGCCUUUUGCUUCAACCAUUUGUGCUUUGACCCUCUUUGAGCAUGGCUCAUGCAUGAUGUAUAACCUGUUAUUAGAAUGGAGUGAUCUUCAUUAUCUCAAUUGUCACCUGGUAGUUGUGAAGUAAUGAGCACAAGGGGAUUGCAAAUAACACAUGAACCAUACACAAGGAAUAUUUGAUAUCCCUUUCUUCAGUUUCUUUGCGCUUAUUCACCUUGAGUUGGUAACGCAAUUUUCCACCCCUAGAGCUAGGAUUUUUUCCUCUUUUCCUUACAUCCAAGCAAAAUGACUCCGAUUCAGUUUAUCAACUAAAGUAUAUUGAUGUGAUUUUUUUUCUUGAUAUGCUAAACGUUGUUCCCUGAAACCCCACCUCUCCCCCAAAACCCAGGAGUCCAAUUGCGCUAUCCCAGUUUGCUCCUUUUGUGACUUGAACCCUGAACCUUACAAUUGGAGAUGGAGGAGGGUCUUUACCAGAGGUUGUUCUGCCUGUUCUUCCUCAUCAAAGUUAGUUU
Messenger RNA from Nicotiana tabacum (common tobacco), 2056 nucleotides. Lineage: Eukaryota; Viridiplantae; Streptophyta; Magnoliopsida; Solanales; Solanaceae. The record is from RefSeq and is a predicted model, not a curated record.